AUGGCGCCACGUUUUUCUUUUUUGGGCAUGGGCGGCAUUGGCAAGGCCAUGACAAGGAAUAUAGUCCUCUCUGGAAAGUUGGAUGAGCCUUUGAUAAUAUACAACCGCACGAAAGCCCGCGCCGAGGAGCACAGCGCAAGCAUUGGGCAUUCUACAGUGGCUGAGACGAUCGAAGAGGCCGUUUCGGGUUCGGACAUUAUUUGGUCAUGUCUCCAAGAUGAUGAAGCCGUAGAACUUAGCUUCAAGCUGAUUCUACAGGCAGAUGUGACGGGGAAGCUUUUUGUUGACAGUUCAUCGAUUACGCCUGAGGUGACGAACAGGAUCGCUGAGCAGGUCUUGAAGGCUGGUGGAGAGUUUGUCGCCAUGCCAGUCAUGGGUGAGCCUAGCAUGGCUGAGAAACGCUUGCUCACGUGCAUCGCGUCUGGCGCUCCAGGGUCAGUUGACCGUAUCAGACCCUACGUUGUUGGAGUAGUAGGACGGGCAAUCAUAGAUCUUAGCGGCGAAGAGCCAGGCAAAGGAUCGCUACUAAAGCUCAUGGGCAACGUCCUCAUCAUGAACACCAUGGAAACAGUAGCUGAAUUGAAUGUCUUCGCUGAGAAAUGCGGUGUUGGAGUCCAUAGCAUGAAGAAGCUUAUGGACCAAAUGUUUCCGAAUACGCCGUACUCAAUCUACAACUAUAGAAUGCUGAGUGGAGGAUACUAUCAAGACACGCCCAUUGUUGAGGUUUCCAAAGCCUUGAAACUCACGGCUCAUGUGCUGGAGCUGGCGAAGUCGUCGGGUGCGUCAAUUAAAGGAUAUGAAGCCGCGAUUGACCACUUGAAGGUGGUAGAAGAUCAGGCUGGGGGAGAAGCAGAUAUUACCGGCAUCUAUGGGGCCGUGAGGCUUGAGAGUGGACUCCCGUUUAAGAAUGAGACUCAAUGA
Molecule: messenger RNA, 921 nt
Organism: Lachnellula hyalina
Lineage: Eukaryota; Fungi; Ascomycota; Leotiomycetes; Helotiales; Lachnaceae
Product: putative oxidoreductase
Exons: 5
Coding region: 1-921 (306 amino acids)
Molecular function (GO): NADP binding; oxidoreductase activity, acting on the CH-OH group of donors, NAD or NADP as acceptor
Source: RefSeq, a predicted model, not a curated record